This is a messenger RNA of Pseudoliparis swirei, 1947 nucleotides long. It is a transcript of the gene ccsapa, whose product is annotated as centriole, cilia and spindle-associated protein a. Gene Ontology annotation, molecular function: microtubule binding. Bases 213 to 1214 code for a protein of 333 amino acids. The record is from RefSeq and is a predicted model, not a curated record. Gene Ontology annotation, cellular component: ciliary transition zone; centriole; spindle. NCBI's taxonomy places the organism in Eukaryota, Metazoa, Chordata, Actinopteri, Perciformes, Liparidae. The transcript has 4 exons. Gene Ontology annotation, biological process: regulation of mitotic spindle assembly.
CCUAAACUGGUCGUCUUUGAGAUUUUAUUUUGAAAGUGUACGCCGGAAGCUCUCUACCGGAAGCUCGCUGGCUCGUAGCCACGUGACGCGCUCGGUGUACGGUGACAGCCGGAGAGGACCGGAGCGAUGUGGGCUGUCUGACCGCGACGCGAGCCACAGCGGACCGGACCCUCUGGACGGAGGUGUGGCGAUAAGGCCCGACAACAAUAACCAUGGUGACCAGGAAGAUCCGGUCUGAGUACAUGAAGAAGUUCAGGGACCCCAAACUGGAGACGUUCUCCCAGAGCUACGAGGACUCCCUGAAGUACCGGCUGACCCGGCGGCUGCUGGAGCACUCGCACCAGCCCUGGUUCUGGGAGGGCUGGGAGGGCUCCGAGUCCAGCGGCCGGUCCACGCCGAGGCCGGCCGGGAACAGGAUCGCCCCGCUGGCCCUCCCGCCGCCGCCGCCCGCGGAGGAGGGGGAGGAAAAACGGGAGGCGCCCGGCGCCGGGUCCAGACCGCCCGGCGAGGACGGACGGGCCGAGCUGCGAGGAGGCGACGCGGCCGUGGACGCAGUAACAGACCCCGGUGUGAGCCCCUCUGAGGACCCGGAGACGGACGCCGGUCCGGUCUUCUCCACGUCCUCCGACGGGGAGCCGGCGGUCCCGGCACCGAAGAGACGGCCGCGCCGCCGCGCCGCUCGGCCCGAGGCGGGGCGCCGGGUCGUGUCCCACGACGACGCGCCUGCCGGCGCCGUGGUGGCGGUCCGCAAGACGCCGAGAGCAAAGAGCCAACCGCCAAUCAGCACCAAGGAGAACCGGAGGCCGGCCAGCAGAACCGGCGCCGAGGCCCGAAGAACACAGAACCCCGGUUGCGUCCUCAGCCCCCUACUGUACUCCCUGUACACACAUGACUGUGUGGCCAGGUUCAGCUCCAACACCAUCAUCAAGUUUGCGGAUGACACAGUGGUGGUGGGCCUGAUCUCCGACAACGACGAGAAGGCCUACCUGGAGGAAGUUGCUGAUCUGUCACUCUGGUGCCAGGACAACAGCCUCCUCAUGAAUGUCAGCAAAACUAAGGAGCUGAUUGUGGACUUUAGGAGGGUACAACAACAGAGGACGUACUCACCACUGGGGAUUAACGGGACUACUGUGGAGAGGGUGAGCGGGUAUAAAUACCUGGGAGUCCACAUCACCGAGGAUCUGACAUGGUCAACAACACAGACACUCUGGUGAGAAAGGCAAGGCAGCGCCUCUACCACCUCAGGCAGCUGAGGAAAUUUAAAGUUUCCCAGAGGAUCCUUCAGUCCUUCUACUCUGGAGCUGUAGAGUGCGUCCUGACAGGAAGCAUCACAGCCUGGUUUGGCAACUGCUCCGCUCAGGACAGGAAGGCUCUGCAGAGAGUAGUGCGUUCGGCUGAGCGCACUAUUGAACUACACUCCCCACCCUGCAGGACUUGUACACCAGGAGGUGCAGAACCAGAGCCGGCAGGAUCAUGAAGGAUCCUCACCACCCCAACAACAGACUGUUUCAGCUGCUGCGGUCAGGCAGGCGCCUCCGUAGUCACGCUGCAAGAACAGAGAGACUGAGACGGAGUUUCUUUCCUCAGGCCAUCAGGAUUGUGAACUCCGACCUCACCAGGACCCCCACAUAGACCCACACAACUGCCCCUCUUAGGCACACACACACACACACACACACUUAGUGUAAAUAUUGUACUGUAAAUAUUGUGUUGUUUUUUAUUGUAAAUAGUGUGUACUUGUUGCCCUUGCACAUUCCUGCUGAGCAUUGCCACUUUCAUUUCACUGCACACCCUGUGUGUGUAUGUGACAAAUAAAACAUCUUGAAUCUUGAAUCUUGAAUCUUGAAAGUGAAGUCAGGAAACCAGAAACUCUUCAGACAUCAAUAAUAAAACACUGGUGUGCUUUUCUUCUCUCUCUCGCUCUCCCUCCCUCUCCCCCUCCCUCUC